GGAGUUAUACUCCAGUCUAGUAGGUGGCGGUAAUGCAACAUGUAUUGGAUGCCAACCCGCCGUUAAACCUCAUCGAAGAAUAGCAGUGGUGGCAUGCUUGAAGGUUAGCGACAUAUUUAACGAAAUACAAUAAUAACUACUAGUGACACACAUACUGAGUAGCAAGGUAUAGCAUUAUCGUGUAGAACAUGGUAACAUAUCAACAUUGGAUAUAACAAAGCCAGUCCACACGUCGCGGUGAUUCCAGCUAGCUAUGGCCAGCCUGUCCAACUACGCUGUGCGUAUGGCACGUCUCAGCGCACGUAUCUUUGGGGAUGUGGCGCGUCCGACGGACAACAAGUCCAUGAAGGUGGUCCAGCUGUUCAAGGAGCCGCCCAUGGCCCAGAAAAAGGAGGUGUACGACUGGUACCCUCAACACAAGAUCUACUAUGCCCUUACACAGAAGCUACGGUACAUGGGACUCUUCAGAGAUGAGCACGAGGACUUCAAGGAGGAGAUGCGGCGGUUGAGGAAACUACGAGGCAAGGGGAAACCCAAGAAGGGCGAAGGAAAGAGAGCCACCAAGAAGAAAUAAGCACUUCCUUUCCCUGUCAUAUAGGACCUAUGGGUAAAACCAGCCUUUCCCUGUCAUAUAGGACCUAUGGCUAAACCCAGCCUUUCCCUGUCAUAUAGAACCUAUGGGUAAAACCAGCCUUUCCCUGUCAUAUAGAACCUAUGGGUAAACCCAGCCUUUCCCUGUCAUAUAGGACCUAUGGCUAAACCCAGCCUUUCCCUGUCAUAUAGGACCUAUGGGUAAAACCAGCCUUUCCCUGUCAUAUAGGACCUAUGGCUAAACCCAGCCUUUCCCUGUCAUAUAGGACCUAUGGGUAAACCCAGCCUUUCCCUGUCAUAUAGAACCUAUGGCUAAACCCAGCCUUUCCCUGUCAUAUAGGACCUAUGGGUAAACCCAGCCUUUCCCUGUCAUAUAGAACCUAUGGCUAAACCCAGCCUUUCCCUGUCAUAUAGGACCUAUGGGUAAACCCAGCCUUUCCCUGUCAUAUAGAACCUAUGGGUAAACCCAGCCUUUCCCUGUCAUAUAGAACCUAUGGGUAAACCCAGCCUUUCCCUGUCAUAUAGGACCUAUGGGUAAACCCAGCCUUUCCCUGUCAUAUAGGACCUAUGGGUAAACCCAGCCUUUCCCUGUCAUAUAGAACCUAUGGGUAAACCCAGGCUUUCCCUGUCAUAUAGGACCUAUGGGGGAAUCACAACAGGCCUCGUUUGCUUUGGGACACCAGAGGAAUGGCCUCCCUAACUGUGUUCACAUCGGUAACAUGUGACCCCACUCAGGAUGUUCAUAUUAAAUGGACCCUUGUAACAGCUGAUGAUGAUGAUGAUGAUGUGUUGAGAGGAUCCUUUCAUAUCCCAUCACAGAACAUCCUGUCUGACAAGUGACCAGUCUUUGAUCGCUGUGUGUUUGGUACAUAAAACAUUUCUGUUCAUUGCUUUACAAGAUGUUUCAUUUAGGUUUCAAUUGUAUCCGCGUUGUUAGCAGCUUUCCGUUCUCAUACCAUCUGUACAGUGAAUAGGUGAAGGAGACCUGGAGGGCAUCAGUACAUGUCAUUGUGAUGCUAGUAUGUUCCUAUUGGCUGAGACAAAGCUGCUGAUUUUACAUCUGUUCUGAGUAACACCAGGUGUCAUGAAUACAAUACUGUCAACAAAUCUGCUGAGAUGUGUAGGAGGACUCUCUCCAUUUUGUGACUGGUUAAUUGCCAUGUAAGUACUGUGUUAUACAAUGUUGUUAAUAGUGACUUAGUGUAACUACAGGAAACCCAUUAAAACCUGUUCUGACCUGA
Salmo salar (Atlantic salmon) is the source of this 1832-nucleotide messenger RNA. The record is from RefSeq and is a predicted model, not a curated record. Lineage: Eukaryota; Metazoa; Chordata; Actinopteri; Salmoniformes; Salmonidae.